Messenger RNA from Colletotrichum chrysophilum, 699 nucleotides. RefSeq lists its product as uncharacterized. The coding region runs from base 1 to 699 and encodes 232 amino acids. Lineage: Eukaryota; Fungi; Ascomycota; Sordariomycetes; Glomerellales; Glomerellaceae. The transcript is spliced from 2 exons. The record is from RefSeq and is a predicted model, not a curated record.
AUGAACCAGCACAUCAUCCGUCACUCCCUCAACCUGCACAGCUGCCACACGCGGCACAUGGACGAGGUUGAAGCGGCGAUGCACAUGGUGCGCCCCGGCCCCGGCCCCGGCGCCAAGCGGUGGAGCGCCGAGUUCGACCGGCUCAUGGUGCCGCGGAUGAAGGACGCGCUGCAGGGAAGAUUCAGGGAGCUGGGGAAGGCGGGGGUGUGGCGGUAUGAUGAGGAUGGUGAGGUGGUGUAUGAGGAGUGGGCGAAGGCGUUUGUGAAGGAGGAGUGGGAUGGGGUCAGUUUUUCGAAGGAGGAUGCGGAGCGGUUGUUGGCGCUGGAUGAGAAGGAGGUUGAGAAUGAGAGUGAGAAGGAGGAAGAGGAGGAGGAGCAGGAUGACGCUGCCGCGGAGCUUGACGCCCUCUCAUUCGCCGACCUCCGCAAUCUUAUGCUCGAAGCAGCCGGCAACUUGUUCGAUUUCAAGGUGCACCUCGACUUCCUCGAGCAUGGCAUUGCGCGCGCCGGCGCCGAAGAGCGGGCGGAGGCCGAGGCGAUGCGCGACCGGUGUCUGGAGGAGCUACGGGUACUAGAGGGCGCGCUGGACCGUGCCGCGGUGCGGGAGUUGGAGAUCCGGGAGGUGGGCGGGGCGAAGGCGCCGCCGAUGGGUGCUAUUUGGGAGCGGCUGCUUGGAGGAGUGGUGCGCAAUGCAAAUUGA